Molecule: messenger RNA, 1998 nt
Organism: Didymosphaeria variabile
Lineage: Eukaryota; Fungi; Ascomycota; Dothideomycetes; Pleosporales; Didymosphaeriaceae
Product: COPII subunit
Exons: 4
Coding region: 1-1998 (665 amino acids)
Biological process (GO): COPII-coated vesicle cargo loading; endoplasmic reticulum to Golgi vesicle-mediated transport; intracellular protein transport
Cellular component (GO): COPII vesicle coat; endoplasmic reticulum exit site
Molecular function (GO): SNARE binding; zinc ion binding
Source: RefSeq, a predicted model, not a curated record
AUGUGUAAUUUGACCAACGAUGUCCCGCAAGCGUUCGACUGGGAUGCAGCAGCGCAGAAGAGCGUUGACCGCUGGCAACGAAGUGAGCUCAACUACGGCGUUGUCGAAUUCGUGGCGCCUCAGGAAUACAUGGUCCGCCCUCCUCAGCCAUUGGUGUAUCUGUUCCUGAUUGAAGUGGGACACCCAUCUUUGGUCAACGGACUUUGCGCAACGGUUUCCAAAAUCAUUUCUGAAGCUCUUCCGCGGAUACCCAAUGCAGAAGGCAGAACGAGGGUCGGUUUCAUUGGUUUCGACACGAGUUUAUACUACUUUUCGAUUCCUCGAGAUGGCAGCGAGAACAACGAUCCGUCGAUGUUGGUCGUUUCCGAUCUGGACGAACCUUUCCUACCAACACCCGACAACCUUCUCGUAACUCUCUCCGAAUCGAUGCAAAACGUGCAGACUUUCCUUGAGAAGCUUCCGACUAUGUUCCAGGACAACCCACAAACCGGGUCCGCAAUGGGCUCGGCCCUCCGUGCUGGUCACCGAAUGACAGCUGCAAUUGGCGCUAAGAUCACUGUGCUUUCUUCAUCACUACCCAACGCUGGAUUCGGAAAGCUUGAGAACAGAGAGCGGAAGGAUAUACUCGGAACAAGCAAAGAGGGCAGUCUGUUGCAGACCCAGAACUCGUUCUACAAGAGCUUUGCAGUUGAAUGCUCGAAGAAUCAGGUUUCGAUCGACAUGUUCCUUUUCUCUAGCGCCUACCAGGACGUCGCAUCGCUCAGCAACCUCCCGCGAUACACCGGAGGUCAAACCUAUUUCUAUCCUGGAUGGAAUGCGGCAAGACAAGAGGAUGCAAUCAAACUCGCACAGGAGUUCACAAAUUAUCUGAGCUCAGAGAUUGGAUUGGAAGCAGUUCUUCGUGUCCGCGCCAGCACUGGUCUUCGAAUGUCUGCUUUCUACGGCAACUUCUUCAACCGUUCCUCCGACCUUUGCGCUUUCCCGUCAUUCCCCAGAGACCAGCAAUACAACGUCGAGGUUGCAAUCGACGAGACGCUCACACGACCGCAAGUCUUCUUGCAAGCGGCUGUUCUUCACACAAGCUGCAAUGGCUCAAGACGAAUUCGCGUGAUGACCUUGGGACUGCCCACAACCGAUAACAUCGCCAGCGUGUAUGCAGGUGCCGACGCGCAAGCAAUUACGACGUACUUCAGCCACAAGGCCGUUGAGCGAGCUCUGUCUAGUGGACUCGAUGCCGCUCGAGAUGCCCUUCAGUCAAAGGUCAUCGAAAUUCUACAGACUUAUAAGUCGAACAUCGGAGGAGGCACAGGAGGUCUCACACUUCCUGGCAACCUACGCGCUUUGCCUGUGUUGUUCCUUGGUCUGAUCAAGAACGUUGGCUUGAGGAAGAGUGCCCUGAUACCCUCGGACCUGCGCGCUGCCGCCCUCUGCCUCCUGUCUACACUACCAACCGCGCUGCUCCUACGAUAUAUAUAUCCAGCAUUCCACUCUCUCCACGACAUGCCAGACGACGCAGGCGUGCCAGACCCUCAAACUGGCAACAUUGUCAUGCCGCCACUCCUUAACCUCUCCUCCGAGCGCAUUGUACCUUAUGGUCUCUAUCUCCUCGAUGAUGGCGUCAACCAAUUCCUGUGGGUUGGACGAGACGCAGUACCAGCACUGUUGCUGGACGUUUUCGGUGUCGAAGAUCAGUCGUUGAUCAAGCAAGGCAAAACAACUCUACCCCUCCUAGACAAUGACUUUAGCCAGCGUAUCCACGCAGUCCUCGAGAAGGCACGGGACCACAAGUCAAAGGGCGUGGGUAGCAUCACCGUCCCCACACUCUAUGUGGUCCGGGAAAGCGGCGAGCCCACCUUGAAGCUGUGGGCGCAGACUCUGCUCGUCGAGGACAGAGCAGACCAAGGCGUCAGUUUACAGCAGUGGCUGGGCAUGCUUAGGGAGAAGGUACGUUCCAACUUGGAGGAUGUACCCCUCAUCCUCUCGACAUGGCCCGAUUGA